AUGGAAGGAGAUAAUACCAUGGGAGAUCAAGACAUAGGUCUAGAUGUUGAGAAUGAGCCUCUGAUUGGCAAGAAUUUUAAUUCAGAGAAGGAGGCUUAUGAAUUCUACAAUUCCUAUGGGGGAAGGAUGGGAUUCAGUAUGAGGAGAGAAUAUGCACAUUGGAGUAGAGCCGAUAAGUCAAUCCUAACUUCGAGGAAAUUUGUAUGUAGUAAACAAGGAAUAAGACCUAAGGCCAUAUUUGAUUACAUGAGCAAGCAAGCAGGUGGAAGAGAAAACCUUGGAUACACCAGUCAAGACCAUAAGAAUUAUCUCCGAACAAAACGUCAGCGUGACUUAUCUUAUGGUGAAUCCGGUAGUUUGUUGAUGUACUUUGAAAGACAAACAAGGAAAAAUCCUUCUUUUACAUACGCGUUGCAGUUGGAUAGUGAGGAGAAGAUAACAAAUAUAUUCUGGGAUGAUCCGAAGAUGUUAAUAGACUAUGCCCAAUUUGGUGAUGUUAUUACCUUUGAUACGAUAUUUUGCACCAAUAAAGAAUAUAAGCCAUUCGAUGUAUUUAUUGGAUUUAAUCACCAUAGAGGUAUAUGCAUUUUUGGGGCUGCCUUGUUAUAUGAUGAGACUUCAGAAUCUUUCAAAUGGUUAUUUAAGACUUUUCUAGAAGCCCAUGGGCAGAAGAAACCAUUAACCAUUUUUACUGAUCAAGAUGCUGCAAUGGGAAAGGCGAUAUCUGAGGAAGUAUUAGAGUUUGAAAAUGCAUGGCAGAAAUUACGUAGUGAUUAUCCAGUUAAAGACUCUUCAUGGUUAGAUCGUACCUAUGGGUUGAAAGAGAAACGGGCUAAGUGUUUUAUGAAGAAGACUUUCACCAUAGGUAUGCGAAGUACACAACUCAGUGAGAGUUUGAAUGGGGAUCUGAAGGAUUACUUGAAAUCCAGUUUGGAUCUUGUGCAGUUUUUUAAGCACUUUGAGAGGGUGGUGAACGAUAAGCGUUAUAAGGAGUUGAAGGCCGAGUUUGAGUUUGCUUGGAUUAUUGCUUGCAACUUAAAAUAUCGAAAUGAGAGUCCAGCCAUUUGUGAGUACAUAGUUGCUGUUGUUAAAAGAGAAGGGGAUUUCAAUGUUAUGUUUCACCCAGUUGGCCCUACUAUUGCUUGUAGUUGCAGGAAGUUUGAAACAUUCGGCAUUCUAUGCUGCCAUGCUUGGAAAAUCUUAGAUGUGUUGGAUAUCAAGUUCAUUCCUGCUCCUUAUGUGUUGAGGAGAUGGACAUGGGGAGCAAAGAACAUGAUAGUGGAACGUAGUGACGGAGUCCAAGUUGAAGAAGAUGUUAACUUGGAUUAUACACAACGUUAUAGGCUUCUUUGCCCUAAACUAGUGAGGAUAGCCUCAGACGCAUCAAAUUCUUCUGAGGGAUAUUCAUUGGUUGAUAGAGUUGCUAAUUAUUUGUGCGCACAACUUCAAAAUAUUGUAGUCGAUGCCCCCCAAAUGGAUGUCCCAAAUGAGAAUUAUGAUGUGAACAUAAAAAGGUUGAAGGAGAGAGAGCCUCGCAAAGGAAGCAAGCAAUGGAAGAGUUUCAUGGAAAAGUUUGGAUCUAAGAAGAAAGCGGUGGAAAUUGGCACUUCCCAAUCUUCUCAUCUAAUUCAACCAAGCGCACCAUCCCAUGAAGGUAACUGGAAUCCUAAUGGUGAAUCACAAGAUAUGGAUAACAACAACAUUUCUUUCACUUCACUAUUAGCGGGGUCUGUUGAUUAUUCCCAGUCAUCCUUGUUGUCUUCCCGACCCUCAAAAAUGUAA
This is a messenger RNA of Telopea speciosissima, 1782 nucleotides long. Its product is annotated as protein FAR1-RELATED SEQUENCE 7-like. The coding region runs from base 1 to 1782 and encodes 593 amino acids. Gene Ontology annotation, molecular function: zinc ion binding. Gene Ontology annotation, biological process: regulation of DNA-templated transcription. The transcript is spliced from 5 exons. The record is from RefSeq and is a predicted model, not a curated record. NCBI's taxonomy places the organism in Eukaryota, Viridiplantae, Streptophyta, Magnoliopsida, Proteales, Proteaceae.